UAGACACAACAGGCGGAGCAAGGAGCAAGAUGGCGUCGACGAGCCGCGGAGAUGCCCUGUCCCUUCCCAGAGUUCAGUGUCCCAACCACCCUGAUGCCAUACUGGUGGAGGACUACAGAGCAGGGGACAUGAUUUGCCCUGAAUGCGGCCUUGUAGUAGGUGACCGUGUUAUCGAUGUAGGCUCAGAGUGGAGAACAUUCUCUAAUGAGAAAGCCCUCAAAGAUCCAUCCAGAGUGGGAGACGCCCAGAACCCACUGCUCAAUGGAGGCGACCUAACCACCAUGAUCAGCAAGGGAACUGGCGCAGCUAGUUUUGAUGAAUUCGGUAACAACAAGUACCAGAACCGGCGGACCAUGAGCAGCUCUGACCGGGCCAUGCUCAACGCCUUUAAAGAAAUCAGCACCAUGGCGGAUCGCAUCAACCUGCCAAGGAACAUCAUUGACAGAACAAACAACUUAUUCAAGCAGGUUUAUGAACAGAAGAGCCUGAAGGGCCGAGCCAAUGACGCAAUCGCCUCGGCCUGUCUCUACAUCGCCUGCAGACAAGAAGGUGUACCAAGAACAUUUAAAGAGAUCUGUGCUGUCUCUCGGAUCUCCAAGAAGGAGAUCGGCAGAUGCUUCAAGCUGAUUCUGAAGGCGCUGGAGACCAGCGUGGACCUCAUCACCACCGGAGACUUCAUGUCUCGUUUCUGCUCAAACCUGGGCUUACCCAAACAGGUGCAGAUGGCGGCCACCUUCAUUGCCAGGAAGGCCGUGGAGCUCGACCUGGUGCCCGGCAGGAGCCCCAUCUCAGUGGCUGCAGCAGCCAUCUACAUGGCCUCCCAGGCCUCUGCAGAGAAGAAGACCCAAAAGGAAAUCGGGGAUAUUGCCGGCGUUGCAGACGUUACGAUCAGACAGUCAUACCGACUCAUCUACCCGCGCGCCGCUGAACUCUUCCCUCCAGACUUCAAAUUUGACACGCCUGUCGACAAGCUGCCCCAACUGUGAAGACGACACUCCGUGAACAGUGACGAUACUUUUCUGCUGUACUUACAGGAUUGUAUUCUUUCUUUAAAAAUCAUGUUUGUGUUGGAUUUGGAAGAUUUCCCUUGUCCCUCCUAAGACUUCUUGCCUUUGUCGAGGCGUCCUCACAGGAAUAAAACGGACACAUUCCAGUGCUUAAAUAAACAGCUUGCAGACUGUACUUACAGUAUUUCAUUUGAGUGUAUAUACUGUAUCAUGUAUAUAUGUCCAAGUUGGAAAAUGUAAUUGAUUUCUUGCAAUUUUAGGCUGGUUUCAUACUGAAUGCAUAAUACUUUGUCUUUGUAGAAAAAUGACCUGGUUCUAUUUUGUUAGUUUAAAUUGUUCGAAGUAAUUUAAAAAAAAUAAAAGAUUUUCAUUAAAGCAUGGUAAUGAGCUCAUGGUUUGAAUAAACAGUUGUUUACAUUAAACCUGUUUUACUUCUCUGGUCAUUCACAGAUUGAAUGGCUUCACCAGAAAGAAAAGUGAAAUACAGUAAAACUUCCUCAAAAUUAGUUUCCAGAGUGAACAAAAGGCAGAACAAAUACAAAGUACCCAGAGUAAACCACGAGGAUGUAUUCAACGGGUACAAAUAAAAGCAAACUCACUAUUACAAAUGUUUAAUUUGUGCAUUUAUGAUGGGCAACAACGACUGCAGAAAUGCCUUGUUUGGUUUUUUUUUUUACACCAGGUUGAGCUGCAACAGUUGUGUGACUUGAGUAUUUGUGUACCAUCUAUAAAGUCUUCCACUGUUCCGGCAACAACAUGCACAAGCAAAGAAUAAUAAAAAAAAACUUUGUACAA
This is a messenger RNA of Anoplopoma fimbria (sablefish), 1802 nucleotides long. It is a transcript of the gene gtf2b, whose product is annotated as general transcription factor IIB. NCBI's taxonomy places the organism in Eukaryota, Metazoa, Chordata, Actinopteri, Perciformes, Anoplopomatidae. The record is from RefSeq and is a predicted model, not a curated record. Gene Ontology annotation, biological process: transcription initiation at RNA polymerase II promoter; transcription preinitiation complex assembly. The transcript is spliced from 7 exons. Gene Ontology annotation, cellular component: transcription preinitiation complex; nucleus. Gene Ontology annotation, molecular function: RNA polymerase II general transcription initiation factor activity; TBP-class protein binding. The coding region runs from base 30 to 986 and encodes 318 amino acids.